Habropoda laboriosa is the source of this 997-nucleotide messenger RNA. RefSeq names its product kidney mitochondrial carrier protein 1 (gene Bmcp). NCBI's taxonomy places the organism in Eukaryota, Metazoa, Arthropoda, Insecta, Hymenoptera, Apidae. The record is from RefSeq and is a predicted model, not a curated record. The transcript is spliced from 8 exons. The coding region runs from base 80 to 997 and encodes 305 amino acids. Gene Ontology annotation, biological process: transmembrane transport.
AACGGUACUGGAAUCAAUCUGUAUGUAGGGUCUAAUAUAAGGGAAUUUUCAAUCAAAGUAAAACGUAUUAAACGUUGUAAUGGGAGAGAGCCAGUGGAAAGAUUGGACACCAUUUGUUUAUGGGGGUUUAGCUUCAAUUGUUGCAGAAUUAGGUACUUUUCCUUUAGAUACAACAAAAACUCGUCUACAAAUUCAAGGACAAAAAUUAGAUCAAAGAUAUACACAUUUAAAAUAUUCUGGUAUGACUGAUGCCUUACAUCAAAUAUCACGGCAAGAAGGUUUUAAAGCUUUAUAUUCUGGAAUCAGCUCAGCUAUUUUAAGACAAGCUACUUAUGGAACUAUAAAAUUUGGUACCUACUAUUCUUUGAAGAAAGCAGCCAUGGAUAAAUGGAAAACAGAUGACUUGGUUGUUAUAAAUGUUGUAUGUGCUGCAGUAGCUGGUGCUAUUUCAAGUGCUAUAGCUAAUCCCACUGAUGUAGUAAAAGUUCGUAUGCAAGUAACUGGUAGUAACUCAAAUUUAUCAUUGUUUGGUUGUUUUCAAGAUGUAUACCAACAUGAAGGUAUUUGUGGAUUAUGGAGGGGUGUAGGACCUACUGCUCAAAGGGCAGCAAUUAUUGCAGCUGUGGAAUUACCUAUAUAUGAUUACAGUAAAAAGAAAUUUAUAACUUUACUGGGAGACAGUGUUAGUAAUCAUUUUGUGUCCAGUUUUAUAGCUAGUAUGGGAAGUGCAGUAGCUUCUACUCCGAUAGACGUUGUUCGCACUCGUUUAAUGAAUCAAAGGAGGAUACGUACUUCAGGUGGUGUGCUAUCACCUCAUAUUUACAGUGGUAGUAUAGAUUGCUUUGUGCAGACUUUUAAAAAUGAAGGAUUUUUAGCUUUAUACAAAGGUUUUGUACCCACAUGGUUUAGAAUGGGGCCAUGGAAUAUUAUAUUUUUUAUUACAUAUGAACAGUUGAAACAACUAGAUCAUUCACAGUUAUUAAAUAGUAAUAAAUAA